This is a messenger RNA of Venturia canescens, 1563 nucleotides long. Its product is annotated as calcyclin-binding protein. The transcript has 2 exons. Gene Ontology annotation, cellular component: nucleus. Gene Ontology annotation, biological process: heart development. NCBI's taxonomy places the organism in Eukaryota, Metazoa, Arthropoda, Insecta, Hymenoptera, Ichneumonidae. The record is from RefSeq and is a predicted model, not a curated record. Gene Ontology annotation, molecular function: tubulin binding; S100 protein binding; ubiquitin protein ligase binding. The coding region runs from base 197 to 886 and encodes 229 amino acids.
UUCGUGGCUUCGUUUCGUCCGGUACGCUCACAGAAGCACCCGCUGAAUCACACGGCUAAUGCACUCUCAGUUCAGUAUUUUGUUAAACACGCAGUGAGUUGUUAGCAGGGUUUUGACGAAUUUAAAAAAAAAUCGUCCUACGUAUCAAGCGUUAAGCCAAACUCUCGCUGAGACAUCCUCAAAAAGUUAUUGCAAAAUGUCGCGCGCUCAAGAGCUUAAAAUGGAUAUCGAAGAGUUGAAUACUCUGUUGGGACAAGCGCAACGUCAAAGAUCCAAAGACUUGCUUGGAAUAGAAGUGAGAAAGUUGCAAACGGAGUUGUCAAAAUUCUCAGAGUCUCAUACACAAGAUUCUAAAUCGUCAGUUGUCUCAUCUGAUUCGUCAUCUAAAUGUUAUGAAGUUAAACUUAACAACUAUGGUUGGGAUCAGUCAGAUAAGUUCGUGAAGAUUUAUGUUGAAGUAAAAAAUGUACAAUCACUACCGGAAGGCGCUGUAACAUGUAAAUUCACCGAAAAAUCCCUCGACCUAUGGGCCAUGGGUUUGGAAAAUCGUAAUUACCACAUGCCAAUAAACAACCUCUGUGAAGAUAUAGAUGUGAGCAAGAGUUAUAUCAAAGUAAAGACGGAUUCGAUCGUUGUUUUUCUGGCCAAGAAGAUUCCCAAUAAAAAUUGGUCAUAUGUGACUGGUGUGGAGAAAAGAAUAAAAGAAGCAAAAUCUGCCCCACCAACUGACUUUGAAAAGGGACAAGACCCCGAAGAUAGUCUCAUGAAUUUGAUGAAGAAAAUGUACCAGGAUGGUGAUGAUAAAAUGAAAAAAAUAAUAGCCAAAGCAUGGACGGAAAGCCAAGAAAAAAAAUCAAAUACUCUUCCUGAUUUUAACCCAGUGUAAGUUCAUGAGAAAAAAAUAUAUACGAUUUUAAGAGUUUUGGUCUUUGAAUUGAAAUAGGCCUGUACUAAAAAGAUACAUUUGGGUCAUGCGUAUGUCAAUAUUGUUAAAGUGCAACGAAAUUCGUCUAUUCUGUCCAUAUUUUUUAGUGGAUAGAUCUGAUUUUUUAUUUUGUUCUGUUAGCCAUUGCUAAGGCAUAUAAAUUUCAGUGAUGUCGUGCAUUCUAUGAAUCUUGAACGAGCCUACAUUUCCGUAAUGAUAAAAUUCUGUUAAAAUUCAAUGAAUAAUUUUUGAAUAUUGCUCACAAUUCCGAUACACAUUCCAACUGCGAAAUAUAGUCUUGACGAUAAAAAAAAUGUAAUAUUUUCAAUUUAUUAACGGAUCCAGAAGUUAUGAAAAAAAUUAUCACUGAAUACUAGCGAUGCAGGCUGUAUUUGAGAUUUGAUUUAUUGAUUAGAAGCUAGCCAGCUUGAAAUAUUAAAAUCGAUGAAAUUAUUGAGAAAGCUCACGACUUGAAAUUUAUUCAAAUGUGGAUCAUGGUGGUCAACAGGUGCAUACUAUUUGAAAAAAUAUUUUCGUUUUCAAUUAUAAAGCAAAUGUACUCACAAAUCCAACUAUACUCGGACGGUAUGAUAUGUAUUCGUAGAAUAAGGUCAAUAAAACCGGAGUUCUUGUACAUA